Messenger RNA from Oncorhynchus keta (chum salmon), 4142 nucleotides. RefSeq names its product WAP, Kazal, immunoglobulin, Kunitz and NTR domain-containing protein-like. Lineage: Eukaryota; Metazoa; Chordata; Actinopteri; Salmoniformes; Salmonidae. Gene Ontology annotation, molecular function: protein binding; serine-type endopeptidase inhibitor activity. The coding region runs from base 1715 to 3571 and encodes 618 amino acids. Gene Ontology annotation, cellular component: extracellular region. The record is from RefSeq and is a predicted model, not a curated record. The transcript is spliced from 2 exons.
UAAUAUACAUAAUACCAUGUCACCCGUUUCUGCCUCACGCUUCAGAAAACAGGAGAUGGCUCCUGCCCUAUGAGCCGUUCUGGCUCGCACAAGCAAUGGCUCAUGCAAGGCCACUUACCUACAAUACAGUGCAACUUACAAUACAAAAUAUAUUUUAAAAAGUAGCUGUCUCUCUUCACAGUCCCCGUUGUGCCGUAAUAUGUUCUUUUGUCUGGUUUUAUUGCUAGCUUGAGUUUUGUAGUGAUAUUAUUGGCUAUUCAAAGCUUUGACAAUGUCAGUGCGCGAGCGGUGGGAAUUCUUUGUUUCUCUUUGUCCUCUCCGACCCCUUGGCUGUCGGUAUCAAGCUCAAUUGAAGUAAAACGGUGGGGGAUCUGAAUUGAUUAGUCGCCCCGGGGUUAUUGGCUCGGCAGCCCCUGGCUCGCGGCCUCUCCGCAGCGGCUCUGAAUGCCGGCGGUCAAAAGUCACGCGAAGGUUGAAGGGUCACGUUCAAUGAAAGCGAGGGGAGUUUGCUUCUCAUAGCCCUUUGAGCCGUGUCGAGACAAAGAUGAGUCGCACACCAUUGAAAAUGUGUCGCUUUACGUCUUGCCACCUGACCGUGGCAUCUCUGAGCUUUGUGUGAAUGAUGGGUGUAAACUGACCGACGCGUCUAGACUUCGACUUGAACACAACCAAACGUAAACAACAUGUUUCUAUGCAUGCACUAUCAGUGUCAAAUUGCGCAUAUUUCUUCACAGUUCUCCUGUGCGCGCCUCCUCAAAAUGUUUGAUUCUUUCUCAUUCAGAUAGCCUAUCUAGUCUAAUUAAUCCCACAUUUAAAAAGUUGUCUAUGUUCAUCAUGACAUAUUUAAUAUCAACAUGUUAUAUGUUCUAGAUACACUGGAUCAAAUUACACCAUAGUCUACUCAUUGCGUAAAAAAACGGAAUUAGACACGUAUGUCAACUUCUUCUUUAUCAGUGCAUUUCUUUUAUUUAACCAGGUAGGCCAGUUGUGAACAAGUUCUCAUUUACAACUGCGACCUGGCCAAGACAAAGCCAGUGCAUGUUAUGAAACUUCUCAAUCAUGGCCCAUUUAUAUGAGCAACACUUCUAGAGUUUUUGUCUGGACGCAUGAAACAUUGAUGAAUUUCUCACCGGAAUGUUUGGCCCGGUGCGUACUGUUGUUGGUACAGCUUGAAAACACCGCCCUAUCAAGCUUCCUUUGAUGUCUUUACAAUGUUUGUCCAGUUGCUUAGCGCAUGGUGCUGCUUCAUAAACGUUUCAGACACUGGACAAGCAUGGGGGCGGUCAGAGGCGCUGCCCUUCCUACCUCUAGUCACACCAAAAACCGAUAUUGCUUCUCUAUCUCUUUGUGUGGUGAGUUGACUCCGCACGUCUUGGAAGUCAGCGUAGAUAUAGCCUGAUUUUAUUUUUGUGUGCAGUUUUUUGUUUUAGUCUAAACGUUUUGCAAUAUUAUCAAACCAGACUGGAUUCACAGAUGUUAUUUUUGUUUUCUUAUUCGAGGCUACUUGUUGAAUCAAUGUACAGCGCAGAGGGAGAUCUUUUUGUUGGACAAUGGUUUAUUCAUCUGAAAUUUGAGAACCGUUUCUCUUGCGUGGCGAGCAACAAAAUUGGCACUUGUACCCAGAUUGGUUACGCACAAACUGGAUGGUUGCAUUUGAACAAAAUGGAGGUAUUUUCCUGAGGGGCAGCAUGGAAGUUAUGGAACUUGUUGAUGGAUGACUUUCAUGAAAUUCCUUUUUAAAAUGAAUAUAUCUUCCCUCAGCCGUGGAGAGGUUGGAGGUGGAAAGAACGUGGACACAAACCAGCCAAAAGCACUUAUAUACCCAAAAGGACUCUUAUCAGGACGCGUUGGUUGGUCCUCUCUUGUGUUUUUGGUUUGCCUCUGCGUCUUCCCACAACAGACCCGGAGUGCAAGUCUAGCUGGUUCCAAAGUGGAACAUCCAGGAGUUUGUCCCAACAAGCUGAAUGCUAACCUUUGGGUUGAUGCACAAAGCACCUGCGAACGGGAAUGUGAAGUUGACGAGGACUGUGCUGGCUUUGAGAAAUGCUGCACAAAUGUUUGUGGACUCUUCAGCUGUGUGGCCGCCCGUUUUUCUGAUGGCACCCCUGCUCAGCCGGAUGGCCAGGGCGGAGGAGAGAAGGGCUCCGGGGGCCAGGGCUCCAUCGCCACCUGCCAGGGCUUCAUCUGCAGCCAACAGGGGGCCACUUGCGACAUCUGGGAGGGCCAGCCCAUCUGCAAGUGCCAGGACCACUGCGAGAAAGAUCCCAGCUUCACCUGUGCCUCCGACGGACUCACCUACUUCAACAAGUGUUACAUGGAUGCUGAGGCGUGUACACAGGGUGUGACACUAACUGUGGUGACCUGCCGGUUUCAUCUAUCUGGGCCUCAAACAAGUCCGCUCCCUCAGGACACAACAGCCAAUCCAACGCUGACGUCCUUCCUGGAAGACCCCAUUCCCCCAACGCUCUUCUCCAACCCCAGCUACAAGUCGGUCUACAUAGGUGGCACGGUGAGCUUCCAUUGCGACGUAAUGGGAGUCCCGCGGCCCGCCGUGACCUGGGAGAAGCAGAGCGAGCGCCAUGAGAGCCUGGUAAUGCGGCCCGACCGGAUGUACGGCAACGUGGUCAUCACCAACAUCGGCCAGCUAGUAGUCUACAACGCCCAGGUGUGGGACACAGGCAUCUACACUUGCGUCGCCCGAAAUGCAGCUGGGGUCCUCCGCGCCGACUACCCUCUCUCUGUCAUCCGUCGGACCGAGGAAGACAUCUUCUCGGAGGACCCCGAGAUGGCGGGAAUGCCCAUGGGGCCCCCGUUUUCACCCGCCGACUGCCUGGCGGAGCUGGACCGGCGGGAGUGCUCCGCCGAGCGCUACGUUGACUGGUACUACGACUCCGAGCAAGGUACCUGCCUGGCCUUCUCCAACGGGGGCUGCGAUGACAGCCGCAACCGCUUCGAGACCUACGAGGAGUGCCAGGCAUCCUGCCAGAGGGAGGGGAUGGGGAUCUGUUCCUUACCUGCGGUCCAGGGCCCCUGCAAGAGCUGGGAGGCCCACUGGGCCUGGAACUCCCUCCUGAAACAAUGCCAGGCCUUUGCUUAUGGCGGUUGCCAGGGCAAUGGCAAUCGCUUCCGAUCCAAGAAGGAGUGCGUGGCAAACUGUCCGCAGUCCAAACGACGAGCCUGCAAAACAUGCCGGGUCAAAGGUAAAAUCGUCCCGAGCCUGUGCCGGAGCGAUUUUGCCAUCGUCGGUCGAUUGACGGAACUGAUCGAGGACCUCGAUUCUGGGAUCGCCCGGUUCAGUCUAGAGAAGAUCCUCCGCGACGAGAAGAUGGGCUUGGCAUUCUUUAACACCCGCCACCUGGAGGUGACCCUGGCUAAGAUGGACUGGAGCUGCCCCUGCCCCAACAUCACCAUGGAGGAGGGCCCCCUAUUGGUCAUGGGGGACGUACAGGACGGCAUGGCCGUGAUACACCCCGACAGCUACGUCAGACCCAUCUCCGAUAAGAGGCUGAAGAGGAUUCAUGAAGUCUUGGAGAAGAGGACCUGUGAGAUGCUGCAGAGGUUCCGGGACUAGGGGCUCUAUUCCAUUCGUAUCUCGGAAGCUCAGCGUUGCAGUGCGAUUUAAAGGCAAUUCUCCCGCAUUAGAGGAGACUGCAUUCACGGUAAACACUGCAAAUGUUGGCGCAAUAGGAAAUUACCUUCACAUUUCUAUCACGCAAUCUAACGCUUCAGCGAGACAGAUUGAAUAGAGCCCCAGAACUGAUCACCUCAACUUGGGCUGUUAUAGCAAGACUAAUAUACAAUGGCAAUGUGAGAAACUCUUCGGUGGAGUUUGUGCCAUGAUGUACUGUAUGAAAUUACAGUGCAUUUCUUUCUGACACCGUUUUCAUUACCCAGAAAAAUCAAGCACAGACUUUUCAAACAAUGCCAAUGUUGUACAUAACACAAUCAAAUCGAGAUGUGUAAAUACCAUUAUUCAAAUAGGUUUAUUCAAAUGUAAUGUUUCAUGUGUAAGAUUUGUAUUCACUGUAAUGUGCCGUACUGUUUUCUAGUUAUAAUUCUAUGCUGAAGUGGUGUAAUGUUUCUCCUUUUUUGAAAUCCCAUAACUUCAAUGCAUACUUCUUAAAGGUAAAUUAAUACUCCAA